CUUGUAUUUAAACAGCACAUUCAGAUUAAAGCAAUACCGAAUGAAAUAUUGGAAAGUUUGGAAUUAUUCAAUAUUUUUAUGUAUAUUAUUUUUGUUAAUUGUACAUUUGGUGGAUUCGGUAAUUGAAAAAGGUGAAGAGGGGGAAAUUCCAAAAGAUGUUAAAGGAAAGAUGAAUUUGGUGGAUUCUGUAAAUAAAAAAGAAUUUGAAGAAGGGGAAACAAGUAAUGCUAUAAAUGAAGAAAGUCCAAAAACUGUUAAAAAAAAGAAGAAAGUAACAUUCAAUUUAAGCAAACAGAUAAAGGUUAUACUUCCCAAAUCAAUGACAGAAGGUAAAAAUAAUGAAUUUUAA
This is a messenger RNA of Meloidogyne enterolobii, 349 nucleotides long. NCBI's taxonomy places the organism in Eukaryota, Metazoa, Nematoda, Chromadorea, Rhabditida, Meloidogynidae. The record is from the annotation of a GenBank genome assembly.